Messenger RNA from Bombus pyrosoma, 801 nucleotides. RefSeq names its product rRNA N6-adenosine-methyltransferase METTL5 (gene Mettl5). Gene Ontology annotation, molecular function: nucleic acid binding; rRNA (adenine-N6-)-methyltransferase activity. Gene Ontology annotation, biological process: rRNA methylation. The transcript is spliced from 2 exons. Lineage: Eukaryota; Metazoa; Arthropoda; Insecta; Hymenoptera; Apidae. The record is from RefSeq and is a predicted model, not a curated record. The coding region runs from base 147 to 779 and encodes 210 amino acids.
AAGUAAUAAAUAAUUCUACAGACUUUGAACAAGUGUGAUAAAGUGAUUUUUAAUAUGAACUAAGUACCUCCUUCUAAGGGUACCUCUUAAAAGUAAUAAAACUAAAAGUAUAACACUGGGUGACAAUUGAUGAUUAAACAAAGAAAAUGGCUAGCAUUACACUUCGCAAUUUAGAGGCAUGGUUGCAAGAGUUAGACAGAUUUGAGAAACCAAAAGUAUUGCUUGAACAAUAUUGUACUAGUGCUCAUGUAGCAUCACACAUGUUGUACUGUGCUCAAGUACAAUUUGGUGAUAUACAAGGACAAACAGUUGCUGACUUAGGUUGUGGGUGUGGUCACUUAUCAAUUGGAGCGAAAAUGCUUGAAGCAAGUCAUGUAACUGGUUUUGAAAUAGAUCCUGAUGCACUUAACAUUCUUUCUAGAAAUUGUGAUAAUCUAGAAUUAUUUGUGGAAACUGUACAGUGUGAUAUACUACAAUAUCUACCAGGGAGAUUCGAGAAAUUCUUUGAUACAGUUAUUAUGAAUCCACCUUUUGGUACCAAACAUAAUGCAGGCACAGAUAUGAAGUUUUUGGAAAUCGCGACUAAAUUAGCGUCAAAUACUGUGUACUCGUUACAUAAAACCAGCACGCGUAAUUACGUUCUUCAAAAAGCUGCACAGUAUGGAGCCAAAGGCAAAGUCGUUGCAGAAGUGAAAUUUGAUAUACCACAAUCAUAUAAGUUUCAUAAACAACAUUAUGUAGAUAUUGAGGUGGAUUUUAUACGAUUCGAAUUAAAUUAAUAAAAUAUUUUCAUGACACAAA